Molecule: messenger RNA, 2508 nt
Organism: Neurospora tetrasperma FGSC 2508
Lineage: Eukaryota; Fungi; Ascomycota; Sordariomycetes; Sordariales; Sordariaceae
Exons: 4
Coding region: 139-2358 (739 amino acids)
Biological process (GO): endocytosis; intra-Golgi vesicle-mediated transport; endoplasmic reticulum to Golgi vesicle-mediated transport
Cellular component (GO): Golgi apparatus
Molecular function (GO): GTPase activator activity; protein binding
Source: RefSeq, a predicted model, not a curated record
CGCGACUCCCAACACCCAUCGCCAACCCGCCCGAACAAUCCAACCCUUCUGGAACAGGACAGUCUACCGACACCUUACUCGCAACCCAUUGGGUAGUCCGAACCAACUGUCCCGCCCGGUCUCGUGUCCUCGCGCGACAUGUCGGGAACAAUGAGCAAGCGCCAACAGGCGCGCAACGAAAAGGUGCUCCACGAACUCGCCCAAGCUCCCGGCAACAAUGUUUGUGCCGACUGUUCGGCACGGAAUCCAACUUGGGCAUCAUGGAGCUUGGGAAUCUUCCUGUGUAUGCGGUGCGCCACUAUCCACCGCAAGUUGGGCACCCACAUCUCCAAGGUCAAGUCAUUGAGCAUGGAUAGUUGGUCCAACGAGCAAGUCGAGAACAUGAAAAAGGUUGGCAACAUUGCCUCCAACAAGACAUACAACCCCGACAACAAGAAGCCGCCGAUACCGGUCGACGCCGACGAGGUGGAUCCCGCGAUGGAGAGGUUCAUUCGCCAAAAAUACAUGCAGCGAUCCCUGGCGGGCGCCAAGAAGCACAACACCGGCAGCACAUCAUCUGACGAAACACCCCCUCCGCUCCCCCCGAAAACCGGCAAUCGAUUUGGCUUGAGGUCGGCGUCAUCCAUAUUCCCACUUGGUUCGAAGAAGAAACACGAUACGGGCAGGUCGGCCUCUCCUGGGCCACGGAGUCCAGCAUCUCCUCGGAGCAAUGGGGGCUUUGGGGCAACGGUUCGAUUCGAGAGCGACGACGCCGACGAAACCGAGAUCAAACUAUCCAAGCUGCGGGAUAUGGGCUUUAAAGAUGAGCAAAAGAAUGCCAUGGUUCUUAAGGGGGUCGGCGGAAAUUUGGAAAAGACAAUCGAGGCGUUGGUUAGGCUGGGAGAGGGAAGCGAGGCACGAACACCGCUCAACCUAAACAAGAAGCAGACACCCACGACCUCUAGCCAGAGUUUGGCGCCAUCGACAGCCAGCCAGGACGCGGCUCGCGGACGACCGAUUAGCCCGGCCAGCACGAACCCGUUCGAUAUGCUUGACCAAGCACCACUACCCCCUCAGCCAUUGUCCACUCAAUCGACAGGCACGCUACAAAAUAGAAACCCUUAUAAUAUGACUACGACAAAUCCCUUUGGCGUACCCCAGCAGACGGUCCCUCAGCAACAGCAACCCCAGCAGCAACAGGCCAUGUCUGCCUUCGAUCAAGCUUUCCAGAACCUCUCGCUUGCUCCUCCGUCUCAGCCGCUUUUCCCUCAUCAUACAGGUGGACUCGUUGCUACUCAGCAGCAGAAUCUUCCAGCGGGAUAUCAGCAACCCCAGAUGACAGGGCCGGCUCAGCAGCACUAUUCAUCGAUUGCUCUAACCAGCAACCAGACGUUCCCCCUAACGUCGCAAACUACCGGAGGUGGCUAUAACCCAUUCUUCAAUAAUCAACAACAGCAACAGCAGCCUCAGACCCAGUACCAGUCCCAACUAAUUCAGCAACCAAUGACCAUUAAUACGACAGGUUACGCUGGUAGCUAUGCAAACAACCCUUUUGCCAAGUCACCAACAAGGUUGCAGUCACCUACCCUCACCCAAAUACCUGAACAGUCGCAACAGAGCUUCUACGCUGGCGCACAAGCUCAGGCUCCUGCCGCCAUGCCUCUGAGCAUGCAACAGACAGGGAACAAUCCCUUUUUCAACCAGGCCAUGGGUGGAAUGCCCCAGCAGCAGCCACAACAGGUACCUCAACAACAAUACGGGCUCGCCCCACAGUACCAGGCACAAGGUCAGGCUCAAGGACAGAUGCAAAUGCAAACUUCCCAAGUACCCCAGAUGCCUCAGAUGCCCCAGACGCAGCAAGGCGGAUAUGCGCCACAGCAACAUCAACCACAGCAGCAACAACAACAGCAACAGCAGUAUCAGCAACAAUACCAACCUCAGCGACCCGACAAGGCGUCCAUUUUGGCUUUGUAUAACUAUCCACAGCUUGCCCCUCAACCGCCCCAAGCGCAACAGCAGAACCCGGCUCAGGUUCAAGGCCAGCAGCCUUUCGCGCAAGCUGGACCAGCCAACGGGGCCUUUUCUCCGCAGGGACAGUCUCAACAGCAGCAGCAGCAGCCGCAACAACAACAGCAGCAGCAGCAGCAACAACAACAGGUACAGCAGCUACAGAACCAAGGAGCAGGAAGUCAAAUGGCGGGAAGCAAAAACCCAUUCAUGAGCGCAGGUGGAACGGCUCAGGGACAACAGCAAAACAUGGCGGCACCCAAGGCAUACAACGUCAGCAGGGAAAGCGUAAUGGCCUUGGGGAUGGAAUGGACAAAUGGGAGGCAUAGUCCAGAUGCCUUUGCUAAUCUGAGCGCGAGAAGCGGGCAUUGAGUGGACAUGUAUUUUCCGCUCCUCCAGUAAAGGGGAAGGCCGGCUCAGCUCAGUUGCUAUCAGGUGGGGCUAUAGUUCGCGUUUCUUGUGUGGUAAUUGAUUUAAGUACAUCUUGUUUUGGGAAUGAGCACAGCAUCUAUGAUUCAUCAU